AUGAGGAGCAAAGUAGUUCCAAUCCUAGGUGUUAUACUACUGGUGCUAGCUACCGAGUGCCACGCCGACACUACUUACAAUGUCAGCUUUGAUGAAUUGCACAAAUGCAAGCAAUACAAUGCUAUCGCGGGAUACAAUUAUCGCAACUUCUUCAAGCUACAUGAGCUGAAACACCACAGCUCAGAUGACACCGAUCUGAUAGUCGAUCUGCUUGUGUACGUGUUAGCUCCUCGCGAUGGUCACAUUUUGUUUUCGGAGCAAAACAAAUCCUCAAGCUCAGCAUUGGAAAUAGUGCUCGGUGGAGGUGGCAACACCUUCUCGCAGAUUCGGUUUGGACAGAAAGGCGCGCCAUUGAAAACGAAGUCUAGUGUAGGCCUGUUGUCACCCAUUGAUCCACUUCCGGUACGCGUGCGUGUCGAAUCUAGCGGACAGAUUUCAGUAUUCGCCGGUAAUCUGACAGGCGAACCGUUCAUGGCGACGAUGAUGCCGAAAAUUAAUGUCACUGAUCUGAAUCACGUCAGCUUCACGACCUGGGGUACAGCGCUGGCGAAAUGGUUCUAUGAUUGUCCACUUCCUUCUAAUGGAACCAGCGAAAACCUCGAAAUUGACGGCAACGAACUGGAGCAGGUGUACGAUGACAACGACCUAUUAAGAAAGCGGAUUCUGUCCACUCCACGAUGGAUCGAUCCACCGAUGAACUUCACAGGCGUUUACAUUGUGCUCCUGCGCGUGAAAGAAAUAGCGUACGAUCAGACAACGAACAUGUUCGAGAUGACCGGAAUGAUGCGUUUUCGUUGGAAUGAUACGCGAUACAGCUGGAACAGGUCGGAGUACAACACCUCGGUGAUAUACGACGAGUGCAGCAAUAUCUGGACACCGGAUUUUGAGUCAGUGUCUCUUUAUUCGGGAGCAUACUCAGAGUGCUACAUCCACCACAAUGGCACAGUUAACGCUAAGAUCGGGGAAUACUCCUGGAUUAGCAUCUGCAUGCUACCUGAUAGCUAUAAAUGGCCAUAUGAUAAUAAUACCUGUGUGCUACGACUAACAGCCGCUGGUUACGAACGAAACGUCCCUAUCCGCUUAUUGAACACAGUGAUACAAUUUGAAUCGUAUUUUGAACGAUCUGAAUGGUCUCUUGGACAAAUGACAAAACAUGAGUAUAAUAUAACCAGCACACCAUUCGGGCAGCUGCCUGUGUUCGAUCUGCAGUUAGCAAUGGACCGGAAAAGUGACAUUCAUGCGGUGUCCAUCUAUCCGCCGUAUUUUGUUGGAAACUUGCUGAUUUCGAUUUCCUUCCUUGCCAAUGGCCGAUCGCGGUUGUUGCUGAACUCGUUGGGACUGAUCGUGCUGUUACAAUCAUUCCUGAGCCUUUCCGCCAUCGUUCCUCGCUCUGGAGUGCCUAAAAUAUAUCAUUUCUUGGUAUAUUCACUAGUUUUCUACUCACUGUCGUCCAUCCUUUACGUGAUCGACCUUUGGUUGAAGAGGACACGUGCCCUAAUUCGACCAGACUCUUGGAUAGCCCGCGUGAUUAACGUUCCAGCUCUGCGGAUUAUAUUCGCUAUGGAUCAACGAAGCAACUACAACACACUGGAGUACAAAAACGUGCGAUGGGACGAGGUGACGUGCAUUCUGAACCGGAUGAUGAUGGUUGCGGUGAUGGUUGUCUUUGCUGUUGGGUUCACCAAACCGUGAACGCUGCUUGUCUACUACGUAUGUGUCUCCAAUGCAACCACAAGUAGCUCGUAAACAUAUUUCACCAAAUGGCACACCAUUGGGGCAACAAAUUUACGAUGUUCGCUUUAUGUUAGGCCACCACCCUGAACGAGGACAUUUA
Anopheles nili is the source of this 1834-nucleotide messenger RNA. Its product is annotated as neuronal acetylcholine receptor subunit alpha-3-like. Gene Ontology annotation, biological process: monoatomic ion transport. The coding region runs from base 1 to 1692 and encodes 563 amino acids. Gene Ontology annotation, cellular component: membrane. The record is from RefSeq and is a predicted model, not a curated record. The transcript is spliced from 7 exons. NCBI's taxonomy places the organism in Eukaryota, Metazoa, Arthropoda, Insecta, Diptera, Culicidae. Gene Ontology annotation, molecular function: extracellular ligand-gated monoatomic ion channel activity.